AUGUUGUACCUCAUCGGUUUAGGACUUGGAGAUUUAAUUGAUAUCACUCCGAGAGCUGAUCAUGCAAUAAGAAAAUGCGACGAUAUUUAUCUGGAGGCUUAUACUUCUGUUUCAUGCGUAGGCCAAGCUGCUCUGGAAAAACAUUUCGGCCGGUCCAUAAAAAUAGCAGACCGCGAGCUUGUUGAAGGCGACGACACUAUGUCAGAAAUAAUAUCAAACGCAGCAACAAAAGAUGUUGCUUUUUUAGUUAUCGGAGACGCUUUGGGAGCUACUACACACAUAGAUUUGUUUUUGCGAGCUCGAAAGAAAAAUGUCCAGGUGAAACUGAUUCAUAAUACGUCUAUUAUAACUGCAGUUUUAUGCUGUGGACUUCAAUCGUACUCCUGGGGCCCGAUAGUGUCUAUUCCCUACUGGACAGACUCUUGGCAGCCCGACAGUUUCUACGACAAACUAGUCGACAAUUUACAAAGGAACCUUCAUACUCUUUGUCUUCUUGACAUUAAAGUAAAAGAGCCUACUUUGGAGAGUUUGACGAAGAAGAAACGGGAAUAUAUGCCUUCAAGGUUCAUGAGCGUAGCCGAAGCCGCCAAGCAGCUGAUUUCUAUCAUAGGAAAGCGUCAAAAUUCUAAUCAAGAGCUUGUUUUGACAGAAGACAGUUUAGCAGUUGGUUUAGCACGAGUUGGAUCUGAUGACCAACAAAUAAUUGUCUGUACUUUGAAAGAAAUGUCUUCUGUGGAUCUUGGACCGCCUCUUCAUUCUCUGGUCAUCCUUGCGAAGCAACCCCAUCCAUUGGAAAUUGAUUGUCUAGAAUUAUUCGCGUUAAAUAAGAAUGAAUUUAGAAAAUUGAUUGAACAACAAACAUCAUAA
This is a messenger RNA of Cotesia congregata, 867 nucleotides long. The record is from the annotation of a GenBank genome assembly. NCBI's taxonomy places the organism in Eukaryota, Metazoa, Arthropoda, Insecta, Hymenoptera, Braconidae.